AUGAGAGCCAAUAACCCAGAUGUUUAUAAAUCCUUUAAGUAGAUUACUGAGGAUAAUGGUUUCGUCUUUGAAGAGCACGUCAUCACUACGGAUGAUUAAUAUAUUUUGAAGUUAUUCAGAAUUCCUGGCUAGAAAGAGAGCAUGAUAAAAGAUCAUUACGACCCAAAUCUUGGUUUAGAGAAGCCAGUAGUUUUUUUACAGCAUGGGUUAUUUGAUUCAGCAGAUGCAUGGAUUAUGAAUCAUGCAUCUCAAGCACCAGCCUUUGUAUUAGCUAGAGCAGGUUAUGACGUUUGGCUUGGAAACAAUAGAGGAAAUAAAUACUCGCUUACUUCUCACAUACCUAAGACCUCAAAGUAGUUCUGGGAUUACGGCUUUGAAGAAAUGGGAGAUCAUGAUCUCCCUGCUGCACUUAAUUACAUUGAAAAAGUUACUUAUCAACGUAAAGUAGCCUAUAUUGGCCACUCUCAGGGUACAAGUCAGCUUUUUUACGCUUUGUCAAGGAAUGAAAGCUACUUUGAGGACAGAAUAUCUCUCUUUAUUGCUUUAGGUCCUGUAAUGAGAGUAACUCAUGAAAAGUCUUCAAUAAUGCACUUCCUUUCAUCAAAUUUCACAAGAAAAGCUGUAGAGGAUGUCUGUGAUCUGUUUGGUAUCUAUGAACUCUUCCCUUCAAAUUAUUUGACUACUCAUACAAUGGAUUUCUUGUGCGAUACAAUCCCAAAAAUUUGUGAUUUCAGUCUAUACUUGAUCACAGAUGAGGAUUUGACUGAGGAUGAUGAAUCAAGAAUCUAAGUUUAUUUAGGCCAUUUCCCCUCUGGCUCCAGCUUAAGAACGCUUAAUCAUUAUGCUCAAAUGAGAGCCGAAGGAUAAUUUGAAAGAUUUGAUUUUGGUAAACAAGAGAAUUUAAAAAGGUAUGGACAGGAAGAACCACCUAUUAUUGAUCUAACACAGAUACAAAAAGUGCCAAUUGCCCUAUUCGUUGGUGCAAAAGAUGAACUUGCUGAUAACAUUGACAAUAGAUGGGCAAAGAACUAGCUUUAAAGUUUGAUUCAUUACAGUGAAUAUUCACUUGGUCAUAUGUCUUUCUUUGUUGCAAAAGAUGCAAGCUAUUUCACCUAGGAUGUAAUGAGACUUUUGAAUUAAUAUCAUCCCGCCAAUCAAACUCAAAACUUUAAGGGUACUUAAUUCUUUAAUUGA
Molecule: messenger RNA, 1194 nt
Organism: Stylonychia lemnae
Lineage: Eukaryota; Ciliophora; Spirotrichea; Sporadotrichida; Oxytrichidae
Source: the annotation of a GenBank genome assembly